UGUUCGUCUUACACAACAUCUCUCGUUCUCGUACACAACAGUACGACAGUAUGACGUAUGACAGUAUUUUCGCAAGCGCACAGCUGUCAACUUGUCAUGUGAAAUUGUAACGGCGUAAAGACGACGGAUCUCGCUCUUCGACGUCUCUUCUUUCAACGGAUUAUAAAGAUGGCAUUGAUAGGAUCAAACGCUUGAGUACAAUACAUGUUGCCCAAGGGCAAGCAAAAUUUUCAGUACUACAGUAAUGUAUGCACAAAUACUAAUAAUCUACAGAAGAAGAAUUGGAUUUAAAUAUUGGAAGAUGUCUGUAAUGGACAUUUGUACGCAAGAGGAAUAAAUAAACUGAUAGAUAAAUAAUUGAAUAAAUUGCUGUCAGAGAAAUAAGACACAGGAAGCGGAUGUGUUUAUGCGUUUGCAUUUGUACCUUUACUAAAUAUUAUGUCGGGCACUGGACCAAUUAUAUCGCAAACUAUUGCUCGUCUACCGGAGAAGGAGCAUGAAUCUGUCUCGAUUGUAGAUUACUCCAGUGUCAGGGGAAAGAAUGUCUUGGUCAGUCCAUCCGAGGAUCAAUACGAACUACUGCUAAGAAGAUUGAGAGAAAGGAUUCAGGAUGGAGGCAGCGAGACGAUCUUUGAAAUUGGUAUUGCCGAAGAUGGAACUGAGGGUGGAUUAAAGGAGGACGAGUAUGAUGCGUCGGUUGCUACUUUACAGUCCCUUGCUGCAACAUUGGAAGCAGAUUGUGUACUUUUACGUCAAAUUAAAGCAGAUCACGGACUUACGGGACAAUAUCUAGUGAGGAAACGUCUCGAUCGACAAGAUUUCUUAGAGAUCAGGGUUGCUGUUGUUGGUAAUGUGGAUGCCGGUAAAUCGACGCUAUUAGGAGUUCUGACUCACGGCGAACUUGACAAUGGACGAGGCCUGGCACGUCAAAAAUUAUUCCGUCACAAGCACGAGGCUGAAACAGGCCGGACCAGCUCAGUUGGAAAUGACAUACUCGGAUUCGAUAGCGUCGGGAAUGUAGUUAAUAAACCUGAGCAUGGAUCGCUAGAUUGGGUGAAAAUAUGUGAGAAAUCCUCUAAAGUAAUAACGUUUAUCGAUCUCGCCGGCCAUGAGAGAUACUUAAAGACAACUGUCUUUGGAAUGACGGGACACGCUCCAGAUUUUGGUAUGUUAAUGAUUGGAGCGAAUGCCGGUAUUGUGGGAAUGACUAAGGAACAUUUGGGCCUUGCUUUAGCGCUGUCUGUACCGGUAUUCGUCGUCGUGACAAAAAUCGAUAUGUGCCCACCGAAUGUCCUGCAGGAAAAUUUGAAGCUGCUGAUAAGGAUUCUAAAGUCCCCUGGCUGUAGAAAAGUCCCAGUUACAGUUAAGACACCUGACGAUGUAGUGGUUAGCGCCACAAAUUUUGUCUCAGAACGAUUGUGUCCAAUUUUUCAAGUAUCUAAUGUGUCCGGUGAAAAUUUAAAUCUUCUCAAGAUGUUUCUCAAUUUGCUGACUGCAAGGAUUACUAGUCACGAUGAUGAACCUGCAGAAUUUCAAAUCGACGACACAUACUCUGUACCAGGUGUCGGUACAGUGGUGUCUGGUACAACUUUGAAAGGUAUUAUAAAGUUAAACGAUACCUUGCUAUUAGGGCCCGAUCCGUUGGGUCGGUUCACGCCUAUAGCUGUCAAAAGUAUCCACCGAAAGAGAAUGCCGGUCCGCGAAGUCAGGGGCGGACAAACGGCUAGUUUCGCCCUGAAGAAGAUCAAACGAUCGCACAUUCGCAAGGGAAUGGUAAUGGUUGCACCCGCGCUCAAUCCACAGGCCAGUUGGGAAUUUGAAGGUGAAAUUUUGGUGUUACAUCAUCCUACAACAAUCAGUUCACGCUAUCAGGCAAUGGUACAUUGUGGCAGCAUAAGGCAAACUGCUUCUAUAUUGUCCAUGUCCCAGGAUUGUUUGAGAACGGGCGACAAAGCCCUAGUGCAUUUUAGGUUUAUCAAACAUCCUGAAUAUAUAAAACCUGGACAGAGAAUGGUAUUUAGAGAAGGUCGUACUAAAGCAGUAGGAAAUGUAGUGAAACUUAUACCGCAUUCAAAUAAUACCACUAUGCAAACAUCGAGAAUUAAUAAGCCGAACAAAGCAUCGCAAGCUCGACAAAACACAAAUAUACAGGUUUUGGAAAUAACCGAAGCUGACUCGAUUAUCGAGGAACAAACGGCCAAACAAGAAAACGUGCCGCAAAAAUCUGGUUUGAAUCAGAAUAAGAAAAAUAGAGGUCGAAGAGGAGGAAGAUCUCAUGCAAUCAACAGUAUUCAGCCUUUAACAGAGCAAAACCCUCCUGCAAAAGUAUAAGAGCUAUCAAUGUACAAAAAAAAGCCAAAAAAAAAAAAAAAAAAAAAAAAAAAAAAAAAAAAAU
Molecule: messenger RNA, 2395 nt
Organism: Formica exsecta
Lineage: Eukaryota; Metazoa; Arthropoda; Insecta; Hymenoptera; Formicidae
Gene: GTPBP1
Product: GTP-binding protein 1
Exons: 11
Coding region: 439-2331 (630 amino acids)
Biological process (GO): translational elongation
Molecular function (GO): GTP binding; translation elongation factor activity; GTPase activity
Source: RefSeq, a predicted model, not a curated record